Molecule: messenger RNA, 639 nt
Organism: Prunus armeniaca (apricot)
Lineage: Eukaryota; Viridiplantae; Streptophyta; Magnoliopsida; Rosales; Rosaceae
Source: the annotation of a GenBank genome assembly
AUGGCUGAUCAUGUUGAUAACAAUAAAAAACCUCCACUGCCAUUUAAAACACCAAUGCAACAUCAAAUGGGACGCAUUUACGCUCGAGAAAUUCUGGAAAUGUUUGAAAGGGAAGACUUCAGAAGUCUUUUAUGCUUGUUCGAACUUGUAGAGCAAGAUGAGACUCAGUGCAGAUACAAAGUAAGUGAGCGGGUAAAUCCGGGAGUGACACGGAUGAAGGAGCUUGUGCAUGAUAAAGAUGCCGAUAAAGCUUAUUGUAGCUGCAAAGGAUUUGAAUUUGGGAGAUCGAAAGUUUGCAAAGUUGCAAGUGAUUUGAUUGAUUUGGCUUUGUUGUGGGAUGAAGGUUUUGAGUUGCUGGAAAAAUCUUUUGAGGACAUUCGUGGGAAGCUUACAAGCUCUUCAUCUUCCGACACAAAACUUGGUGGUCUAGUUGGUGAGAAUUUGCAGCCCACUCAGAGCACGCAGGACAGUGAACCUACUAUGACAGAGUCAUUUAUGCAAGAGUUUGAUUUCAUCACCACGCUUUCAAUGCGUAACCUUGAGUUGCUGGAAAAAUCUUUUGUUGAAUGUGGAUGUCCCGGAUGUCCUCUGGGGCUUUGGGAUUUUCAGAACCUGAAGCCCUUGUUUGAAGGAGAAUGA